Messenger RNA from Miscanthus lutarioriparius, 2271 nucleotides. Lineage: Eukaryota; Viridiplantae; Streptophyta; Magnoliopsida; Poales; Poaceae. The record is from the annotation of a GenBank genome assembly.
AUGGAGUCGAUAAUGGAGAAGCCGAUGAUGGACGCUGCCGCGGGCGGCGGCGGUGGAGGAGGAGGAACAGGGAUCGGGCGGACCAAGUCGGAACAGCUGGCGCCGUUGCAGUCGCUGAGCCGGACGCCGUCGGCGGAGACGGUGCUGAGCACGCCGGCGGACGCGCCCAGCCUGUCGCGCAAGUCCAGCUUCGGAAGGAAGCGGCGCUCCGCGUCGGUCGGCGGCGGCAACAACAACAGCCACAUCCGCAAGUCCCGGAGCGCGCAGCUGAAGCUGGACGUGGAGGACCUCGUCGGCAGCGGCGCCGCGCUCAGCCGCGCCUCCAGCGCCAGCCUCGGCUUCUCCUUCACCUUCACCGGCUUCACCCCGCCGCUCCAGCACAUGUGCUCCGCCGACCCACCGCCCUUCAGCGACGACGACGAGAACCCGAUGGACAUCGAGGCCGGCACACGGCGCAAGAAGCUCAUGACCGAGCCGACCUUGCCGAUAUACCUCAAGUUUGCGGAGGUGAAGUACAGGGUGGCGGGGAAGGGCUCGCCGCGGGAGAUUCUGGGAGGGAUAUCCGGGUCGGCGUCCCCCGGCGAGGUGCUGGCGCUGAUGGGCCCGUCCGGCAGCGGCAAGACGACGCUGCUGAGCAUCCUGGGCGGGAGGGCCGGCAGCGGCGCCGUCAAGGGCUGCAUCUCCUACAACGACGAGCCCUACAGCAAGUCCCUCAAACGCAGGAUAGGAUUUGUGACUCAAGAUGAUGUUCUCUUUACCCAUCUUACUGUGAAGGAGACAUUGACUUACGCGGCACUACUUCGUCUCCCAAGAACAAUGACACGACAACAAAAGAAAGAGCGGGCGAUGGACAUCAUAUAUGAGCUUGGUCUUGAAAGGUGCCAGGACACAAUGAUCGGAGGAUCAUUUAUACGUGGGGUUUCUGGGGGUGAAAGGAAAAGAGUUUGCAUUGGAAAUGAGAUUUUAAUCAAUCCAUCUUUACUGUUUCUGGAUGAGCCAACAUCUGGGCUGGAUUCAACUACAGCUCUAAGGAUCGUUCAACUUCUUCAUGACAUAGCUGAGGAUGGGAAGACGGUAAUCACCACAAUUCACCAACCAUCUAGCAGGCUGUUUCAUAAGUUCGACAAGCUUAUCCUCUUGGGAAAAGGAAGUUUGCUAUACUUUGGGAAGGCAUCUGAAGCCAUGCCAUACUUCCAGUCCAUUGGAUGCACCCCACUUAUUGCAAUGAACCCUGCAGAGUUUCUACUGGAUCUCGUCAAUGGAAACACUAAUGAUGUCUCAGUCCCUUCAGAAUUAGAUGACAAGGUGCAUAUGGAGAAUAAUAAUUCCAAGAAUGACCACAGGCCAUCAGCACAAGAUGUUCAUGAGUAUUUGGUAGAUGCCUAUGAGACUCGAGUGGCUUUUAAGGAGAAGAAGAAGCUUCUAGCACCACUGCCUAUUUGUGAUGAUCUGAAGGCAACUAUAACAUCAUCGAAGCGAGAGUGGGGCACUUCCUGGUGGCAGCAAUACUCCAUCCUCUUUUGUAGAGGGAUCAAGGAACGACAACAUGAUUAUCUGAGUUGGAUGAGAAUCACCCAAGUCAUAGCUACAUCGAUUAUCUUAGGUUUAUUGUGGUGGCGCUCUGAUCCCAGCACACUAAAAGGUCUAGAGGAUCAGGCUGGCCUACUGUUUUUCAUUGCUGUGUUUUGGGGUUUCUUUCCUGUGUUUACUGCAAUCUUCACAUUCCCUCAAGAGAGGGCAAUGUUGAACAAGGAGCGUGCAGUUGACAUGUACAAGCUCAGUGCAUACUUCUUGGCGAGAACAACAAGUGAUCUACCGCUUGACCUUUUCCUCCCUGUCAUAUUUAUGGUGAUCGUCUACUUCAUGGCAGGCCUCAAAGCAACUGCCACACAUUUCUUUCUUAGCGUGCUGACUGUCUUUCUCAGCAUAAUUGCUGCUCAGGGACUAGGAUUGGCAAUUGGAGCUACCCUGCUGGAUAUCAAGAAGGCAACAACUCUAGCUUCAGUUACUGUCAUGACAUUCAUGCUAGCAGGAGGCUUCUUUGUAAAGAGGGUUCCGCCGUUCAUCUCCUGGCUGCGCUACCUGUCCUUCAACUACCACACCUACAGGCUCCUGCUGAAGGUGCAGUACGAUCCCGUGCCGGACAUCCUGACCACCACGAAACACAUGGACAACGGUGCCACUGAGGUGGCAGCUCUCGUCGCGAUGAUCAUCGGGUACCGGGUGCUGGCCUACCUGUCCCUGAGAAGGGUGAAGGCCGGAAGCAGCUAG